Messenger RNA from Thyridium curvatum, 342 nucleotides. RefSeq lists its product as uncharacterized. The transcript has a single exon. NCBI's taxonomy places the organism in Eukaryota, Fungi, Ascomycota, Sordariomycetes, Thyridiales, Thyridiaceae. The record is from RefSeq and is a predicted model, not a curated record. Bases 1 to 342 code for a protein of 113 amino acids.
AUGAGUCCCUACGGGAUUCUCGACAACGCUCACCACCAGGAGCCCUGGGCAGCCGCGCGGCGGACGAGCAAGAGACCGCAGUCGGGCCCUCCUGGCCCUCCCACGAGACAGGGCAGGCGGUCUCUGUCGGAGCUGGACCAGGAUGCCGUCCGCCGGGGCAUUGCCGCUUACAUGGCUGCCAACGCGAGGCCCAGCAGCGAAUACACCACCAACGGCACCAGCACCAGCAGCCGCACCGCCGCCAAUCAGAGGCUCCAACAGCGCCCUCAGUCGGACUGGGUGGCGGACCAGCCUGCUAUUUAUAGCGACUCGCCUCUGCCGGCAGUGGACUACAGCCAGUGA